AUGCCGAAAGCAAAGCAAAAGCGCAGCAAAGGCGGCGACAAAGAUGCCUCCCCCUACGCCCGCCCUGCCGCCGCCUCUGCGAAAGCCUCGGCCGCACACUCGAUCUUCAAGAUGGACAAAGACCUCGGCCAGCAUAUCCUCAAGAACCCCGGUGUCGCAACGGCCAUCGUCCAAAAAGCGCAUUUGAAGCAAUCCGACCACGUUCUCGAAGUGGGUCCGGGAACAGGAAACUUGACAGUCCUGAUACUGAAAGCCGCCAAACAAGUAACAGCCGUAGAAAUGGACCCCCGAAUGGCCGCUGAAUUGACAAAACGAGUUCAAGGCAGCCCGGAGGAAAAGCGAUUAACGAUCCGGUUGGGCGACGUGAUAAAGGCCGAACUCCCCCGCUUCGAUGUCUGUAUAAGCAAUACGCCCUACCAAAUUUCCUCACCACUGGUCUUCAAACUGCUUGCCCUCGCCCACCCACCCCGCUGCUGCAUCCUCAUGUUCCAGCGCGAAUUCGCCAUGCGCCUCUUCGCGCGGCCCGGCGAGAAACUCUACUCCCGCCUCUCCGUCAACGUACAAAUGUGGAGUAAAGUCAGCCACGUCAUGAAAGUCGGACGUAAUAACUUCAAUCCCCCGCCGCAGGUCGAGAGCAACGUCGUGCGUAUCGAGCCGAAGAAUCCGCGGCCGCAGAUUGCGUAUGAGGAGUGGGAUGGCUUGUUACGCAUCUGCUUUGUGCGGAAGAAUAGGACGUUACGAGCGAGUUUCUUGGGUACGGCGGCGGUGUUGGAGUUGCUGGGGGGGAAUUACAGGUUGUGGUGUGCGCAGAAUGAUAUUCCUGUUGAUGACAGUCCGGUGGAUCCGAGUGAGAUUACGGAAGAUGGCGACGAAGCGGAUAUGGACCUUGACGACGAAUUCAAAGGGUUUUCUGACCCGGACGACCCGGACGAUGAACUCCCGGAUUUCUUCAAACAACUCCAGGCGGAGAGUAAGAAGAGGGUUAAUGGCGUGAAUAGGAAGAGGAAGGGGAGGCUGAGUGAACUGGUCAGGGAGAAGGUGAGGAAGGUGUUGGAGGAUGAGACGCAGUUGGCGGAUAAGCGGGCGCGGUUGUGUGAUGAGGGUGACUUUUUGAAGCUACUGUAUGCUUUCAACCAAGAGGGUAUCCAUUUCAGUUAG
This is a messenger RNA of Alternaria ethzedia, 1158 nucleotides long. RefSeq lists its product as uncharacterized. The transcript has a single exon. Gene Ontology annotation, molecular function: rRNA (adenine-N6,N6-)-dimethyltransferase activity. Bases 1 to 1158 code for a protein of 385 amino acids. Gene Ontology annotation, cellular component: mitochondrial matrix. Lineage: Eukaryota; Fungi; Ascomycota; Dothideomycetes; Pleosporales; Pleosporaceae. Gene Ontology annotation, biological process: rRNA methylation. The record is from RefSeq and is a predicted model, not a curated record.